Molecule: messenger RNA, 837 nt
Organism: Bufo bufo (common toad)
Lineage: Eukaryota; Metazoa; Chordata; Amphibia; Anura; Bufonidae
Gene: SCRT1
Product: scratch family transcriptional repressor 1
Exons: 2
Coding region: 1-837 (278 amino acids)
Biological process (GO): regulation of DNA-templated transcription
Molecular function (GO): DNA-binding transcription factor activity, RNA polymerase II-specific; RNA polymerase II cis-regulatory region sequence-specific DNA binding
Source: RefSeq, a predicted model, not a curated record
AUGCCAAGGUCCUUUCUGGUCAAGAAGGUGAAGGACGGCUUCUGCUCCACAGACGGCGACAAUGCGUACAUCCGGCACCGCGCCGACCUCCCUGUGCACCUCUCUGAGAAAGGUUACAUCGGUGAAUAUAUCACCCCUUCUGUAUACAAUGGGGACAGCAAUGGAGCCAUCAAAGUCCCCUCUCCAGAUGCCCUUUACACAGCGGUGCACAGCGAGUAUGGGGCCCCUGAUUCUGAACCACCUGACAGCCCACAGUCAGAGAUCACAGGUGGCUACAUUAAUGGGGACACAGCAGUCAGCGAGGGUUACUCAGUGGAUGCCUUCUUCAUCACAGAUGGGCGCUCCCGACGUAAGGUGGUAACUGGAGGGCGUUCCAUUCAGCGGCACAGCUGCAGUGAGUGCGGAAAGAGCUAUGCCACAUCUUCAAACUUAAGUCGACACAAGCAAACUCAUCGCAGCCUGGAUAGCAAGCUAGCCAAGAAGUGCUCAACCUGUGGCAAGGUAUAUGUGUCCAUGCCGGCCAUGGCCAUGCAUCUACUCACACAUGACCUCAAGCACAAGUGUGAAACCUGUGGGAAAGCCUUCAGCCGACCAUGGCUUCUGCAGGGCCAUAUGAGGUCCCACACUGGUGAAAAGCCCUUUGGCUGUGCCCACUGUGGCAAAGCUUUUGCUGACCGCUCCAACCUCCGUGCCCACAUGCAGACGCACUCUGCCUUCAAACACUACAAGUGCAAACGUUGCAGCAAGACCUUCGCUCUCAAAUCAUAUCUGAACAAACACUAUGAGUCGGCCUGCUUCAAGGGCGCUGUGCCUCCACUCAGCCCAAUGGAGGACUGA